UUACAUGCUCAUUGCAUUUUAAUUUCGAUAGUAAUUGCUUUUCCAACGUAGCAGUUAACAUCGUUACGAGCCGAAAGUAGACGUGUUUUGAAAUGGAGGGACGUUUCAUCACUUCACGCUCCUUCCUCAUAAUAUUCGAAUUUGUGUACGUGUUUACGUGUUUGUGUUCCGAGGAAGCACCGAGAGAUCAUAUAUCACGUUGCCCCUUGAAAGUAGGGGAUACCUUAACACCAAAUGAGAUGAUAACUCUUGCUGAUAAAUUAUUACAACAAGCACAGACUUCAGGAGAUGACAAAGGUUUCAUAACAUUAUCCAAUAGCCCUGAAAUUUUGGCUGAGCAAUUGUUUCGGUUACUUUUUAAACGAUCGCAACAUGUGGUUAUUCUGAAAGACUUUGAUAUAUUUCAUCUGGACAUUCUUCAAGCUAUACCGAUCAUGGGAGAUGGUAAAUGUUCUAAAUUUUUUUUAGCAGUUUUGUGUUGA
This is a messenger RNA of Papilio machaon (common yellow swallowtail), 482 nucleotides long. RefSeq lists its product as uncharacterized. The record is from RefSeq and is a predicted model, not a curated record. Bases 93 to 482 code for a protein of 129 amino acids. Lineage: Eukaryota; Metazoa; Arthropoda; Insecta; Lepidoptera; Papilionidae. The transcript has 8 exons.